AUGCUAACAAAUUCGUGCUUCCCUUUUUCAUGCGAUGUUCCAUUCGUUUUGGCUGGCGCGGACUGCGCGAAGCGCACCUUGACUUCAAUUGGAUGUCCUGUGUGGGACUGGUUGAGGAUGCAGCCGUGCCCAGUAGUUUGUUGGAACUUGCGCAGUGAUUCCAACUUUCAAUCUUCAGCUGGCCAGUUCGGUUCUUGUGCAUGCCAGGCAUUCCUCUCCAUACUGUUUGUGUGGUUCAUGUGCGACUUUCUUCAUCACCUACCCCCACUUUUAGACGAGGGGAUGUUUGCGGCGGAGGCCAUUUUCACUCGGCCAAGCUCAGUUUAUGCAGAUCUCCUGGCAGUUGUCGGGUAG
Effrenium voratum is the source of this 354-nucleotide messenger RNA. The record is from the annotation of a GenBank genome assembly. NCBI's taxonomy places the organism in Eukaryota, Dinophyceae, Suessiales, Symbiodiniaceae.